Messenger RNA from Vidua macroura (Pin-tailed whydah), 8422 nucleotides. It is a transcript of the gene ZBTB21, whose product is annotated as zinc finger and BTB domain containing 21. Gene Ontology annotation, molecular function: protein binding; RNA polymerase II cis-regulatory region sequence-specific DNA binding; DNA-binding transcription factor activity, RNA polymerase II-specific. NCBI's taxonomy places the organism in Eukaryota, Metazoa, Chordata, Aves, Passeriformes, Viduidae. Gene Ontology annotation, cellular component: nucleus. Gene Ontology annotation, biological process: regulation of transcription by RNA polymerase II; negative regulation of DNA-templated transcription. Bases 248 to 3424 code for a protein of 1058 amino acids. The record is from RefSeq and is a predicted model, not a curated record. The transcript is spliced from 2 exons.
AGGCACCGGUGGUGAGAAGGACCGGCCGCCCGAGGGGUGUGAGGCACCGGCGGUCCGGCGCUUCACGCUCCGCCGGCGGCUCCAGGCUCUUGCCCCCGCUGCCAUCCGAGCUCUAAAACAAGAGAGGCGCCGGGAGGGCCGUGAGUCGGUGACACGGCUCCUCCCUGGUGUGUCUGGACGGGAGAGCGCGCUUCAUCUCCCCCCAGCGAGGUCCUCGCGUGUAAGUGCAGGCAGGGACAUCAGAAUCAUGGAGGGGCUCUUGCAUUACAUAAAUCCAGCACAUGCCAUUUCCCUCCUGAGCACCCUGAACGAGGAGCGUCUCAAGGGACAGCUGUGUGACGUUGUGCUGAUCGUAGGAGACCAGAAAUUCCGAGCUCAUAAGAAUGUUCUGGCUGCCAGCAGUGAAUAUUUCCAGACUCUGUUCACAAAUAAGGAGAAUGAAUCUCAGUCAGUGUUUCAGCUCGACUUUUGUGAGCCAGAUGCUUUUGAUAAUGUGUUGAACUACAUUUAUUCUUCAUCCUUGUUCAUUGAGAAAGGCAGCCUUGCAGCUGUGCAAGAGCUGGGCUACAGUCUUGGAAUAUCUUUUCUUACAAACAUUGUUUCCAAGAGUCCUCAAGCUCCUUUUCCUUCUUGUCCUAUGAAAAAAAUACUCUACCAAGAUGAAGAUGAAAGUAGUUCUCAGAAAAGAAGUGUCAUUGUCUGUCAGAACAGAAUUGAAGCACAAGCAAAAAGCAUAAAUCAAACACAACACGACUUAAGCCAUACUCCUAAACCUUCACCCUCUGUGGCUGUCAAAGCUAGCAGCAGACCACAGGUAACAAAACCAACUGAAACCCUUCACAACUUAUCACUGACUGAAAGGAGGUGGCUGAAAGAAGGCCCUGUGAGCUAUACAAAGGUUCAUGAAACUUCUGGAACUGUGGAGGAUCAGAGCAGAGGUGCUUUAGUGAAAAGGAACAUGGUGCUGCCUCAGAUGUCUUUAGCGGAGAAAGAAAUGGCAGGUGGCGAGCCAGGAAGCAGUGCUCAGCUUCUGAGAGGAAAAGUUGCAGAGAUGUCAUUGAAAAGACCACGUCCGCCAGUCUUGUCUCUGCGUGGGGCAGCGGAAUCAACAUUUUCAUUGCGAGAGGCAGGAAAAGGAAAUGGUCAGGGGGAAGACAGGAAUUUGCUCUAUUACUCCAAGUUAGGGCUAGUAAUCCCAUCUAGUGGGUCUGGCCCAGAAAACCGAAGUAUUGACAGAAGUGGGCCCCUUGUAAAAAGUAUCCUUCGAAGGUCACUGUCCAUGGACAGCCAGGUUCCUAUUUACUCCCCUUCUGUUGACCUAAAACCUGCACAGGUAUCCUCAUGCUCCUCACCGGGAACUAAGGAUUCCCAGAAGACAUUUAAUGUUGCAUCCCAAAAGUCAUCCUUGAAAGAGUCAUCGGAGAAGUCGGCCUUGGAUGAGAAGCCACAGGUAAUACACCCACAUCGCCUUAGGUCUUUCAGUGCCUCUCAGUCAACGGAUCGGGAGGUCGCUUCCCCUCUCUCGGAGGUGCGGAUCAAAACUGAGCCCAGCAGUCCCCUCUCAGAUCCUGCUGAAAUCAUACGAGUCACAGUGGGUGAUGCUUCAGCAUCGGCAAACAAAGACUUUGCUUUUAAAACUGAGGAUGACCGUAAGGAGCCAAGCAGACUUCCAGCCAAAAGGAGGUUCCAGGAUGAUAGGAGGCUACCAUUCAAGAAGCUGAAGGCAGAUGAGCAGGGUUCUCCUGAAUCAGAAGAAAACUUUGAGGAAGGCUCAAGCCCCAUGCACCUUGAUGCUGAUUUCCCUGACUCUGAUGUCAGUAAAGAUGAAUACAGCGAGAUGGAAGAAGCAAGACCAAAUAAAAAAUUUAAAUGUAAACACUGCCUUAAAAUUUUCAGAUCUACAGCAGGUCUUCACCGCCAUGUUAACAUGUAUCACAAUCCAGAGAAGCCCUAUGCUUGUGACAUAUGCCACAAGAGAUUCCACACCAAUUUCAAAGUGUGGACGCACUGCCAGACACAACAUGGAAUCGUGAAGAAUCCCUCACCAGCUUCCAGUUCACACGCCCUUUUGGAUGAAAAAUUCCAAAGAAAACUGAUCGAUAUAGUGAGGGAGAGAGAAAUCAAAAAAGCUCUGAUCGUGAAACUAAGACGUGGCAAGCAGAGCUUUCAGGGCCAGUCGGCUUCCCAAGCACAACAAGUCAUUAAAAGGAAUUUAAGGUCAAGAACCAAAGGAGCCUAUAUUUGUACCUACUGUGGGAAAGCUUAUCGUUUCCUCUCCCAGUUCAAACAGCACAUAAAAAUGCACCCUGGGGAGAAACCCAUUGGAGGGAAUAAGGCUCCUAAGCAGAAAGAUCACAUUCAUAUUGAAAACCCAGUGGAAAACAAGGAGGUUUAUCAGUGCCGUCUCUGCAAUGCCAAGCUCUCCUCACUUAUUGAACAGGGAAACCAUGAGCGACUCUGUAGAAACGCCACUGUCUGUCCUUACUGCAGCCUUAGGUUUUCUUCCCCAGAGCUGAAGCACGAGCAUGAAAGCAAGUGUGAGUACAAGAAGCUGACUUGCCUUGAGUGUAUGCGCACCUUCAAAUCAUCCUUCAGUAUCUGGCGUCAUCAGGUUGAGGUUCACAAUCAGAACACAAUGGCUCCAUCAGAGAACUUUUCUUUGCCUCUCAUGGAUCACAAUGGAGAAGUCACCAGUUCGUCACGGCUGCCUCCGCAGUCGGAAUCCAAUAAAAUGAACAAUUUUCUUGCUGCAAAGGAGGACAGUGUGUUCAGUGAUUCGUCAGAACAAAUCAAUUUUGAUUCUGAAGACUCUUCAUGCCUGCCUGAAGACUUAAGUGUUUCCAAGCAGUUUAAAAUCCAGAUCAAAGAGGAGCCUGCAGAUGAUAUAGAGGACGACAUCACCGAAAUGAGCAGGGAACCUAAGGACGUAGUCUCCAAGAAAGAUCCCAGUUUGUGGCCCUGUGAAAAGUGUGGGAAGAUUUUCACCUUGCGCAAGCAGCUGGAGCGUCACCAGGAGCUCCUGUGCUCUGUGAAGCCCUUUAUUUGCCACGUGUGCAACAAGGCCUUCCGAACGAAUUUCCGGCUCUGGAGCCACUUCCAGUCUCACAUGUCCCAGGCUGCAGAGGAAUCCACAAAUAAGGAGCCUGAGAUAUGUCCACCAGCUAAUUCCCCAUCACCCCCACCCUUACCCCCACCACCUCCACUCCCCAAAAUCCAACCUUUGGAGCCCGACAGCCCCACGGGCUUGCCGGAAAGCUCCAGUACUACUGAGAAGCUGUUCGUGCCGCAGGAGUCGGACACGCUCUUCUACCACGCCCCGCCGCUCUCGGCAAUCACCUUCAAGAGACAAUACAUGUGCAAACUCUGCCACAGGACUUUCAAGACGGCUUUCAGUCUCUGGAGCCACGAACAGACACACAAUUAGCUUUAACAGAACCCUUGCAGAGCUGGUUUGGGGGGGCUGUGUUCAGGAUCUCAGAGGCCUGCCACAUAGACUACAUUUUGAGGAUCAAAACGAUGAUGAUGAUGGAAAACCUGGAAUUUGUGAUGCUGCUUGGAUUUGAAGAUUAGGGAAAACUAUAACGUGGUUAGUAGGUAGAAAGCAGAGUAAUUUAAAAUAAAUACUGUGGUCUGGGAUCUAAUAGUAACAGAAUAAAUUUUAUUUCAUUUGACACUGAAAUACAAUUGCAUCUGGAUUGUAUGCAUGGAUCUUCAUCCCGUGAUGUUGGUGUGUGCGUGUGUAUUAUAUAUAAAGUUACAUAUUAAAUGAAAGAGAAACAACAAUUUGGAUUCUAACUGUGAGCUUAUAGUAGUGAAAUACUGUAACCAAUGUCAUAAUUUGUUUUUCAAAACGAAACCAACACACACAAGCUCCAUGUAAGUGGUUGCCAUGCACUGGCAGUUUGGGAGGAAGUGGAUGGAGUGUCUUGCUGUAUUGACUUAGGUCUUAGAAACCUUUAGCAAUAACAAAUAAACCUCAAGUUUGAGUAAUCUUGAUGUUAUUGGAUACGAAUGUUUGCUAUUUUAAGGGAACAUAGAAUUGUUUUGUUGUUGUAUGGAACUUGUGCAAAUUAAAAUAGAAUCUAAAGUCAGCAAUAUUAUUACUAAGAUUUUAUAUAAGAAGUAGCAGCAAGCCUGCUUUCAGCCAUUAAAUUAUAACUUUGUAAGGAAAAUUGAGAGAGGGGGUACUUUGCUUUAUAUAAUGUCCCAAAGACUAAUUUCCUAUGGAUACCUGGGUAGCUGAAGUCAUUGUGUAACAGCCAUCGUAAUGCAAAUGGUACUGUUUAUAAUAUGAACUGAGGUUGAGUGGAUGUCAGACAAGUUUCAUAGUUUUGUUUCCACUAUUUGUACAACUGUUUGUAAUUUUAACUACAAAGGAAUGUAUAACUAUUAAAUCAACAAGAGAGAGCUCGUUAAGGGACAGAAGACGAGUUGUGUUUCUAAACACAAGUAAUAAGCUCAGCCAUGAAGUACAAAGAUAUGUUUUAACAAAACCUAAAAAUGUAAAUAUUUAUAUAGACACCUGUAUAAAUGAAGAAAUAUGUAUUUGAAAUUUGUAUUAAGCAUACAUAUCCAGCUCAAAGCAGAGGAGAAAAUCACACUACAAUCACUGCAUUUUAUGGAUACAAUGCAUAUAGAGUAGUUCUUUCUGCUGCUUUAGUCAUAUGUGACUGUGUUGCAAUUUUCCAAUUUGUUGAAAAUUGUGGUAAUAAUGGGCUGCAGAUAUUCUGUGUGCUUCCAUUAUUUUACCUCAAAUGGCAACUGGAGCAUUUAGUGUAAGUAGGAUCACACAUAUUUACCAGGAGCUAUAGUAAGGGUCCAAUUUUUUCUGUAAGUCAAGGAAAUAUUUACCCAGAAGGAGGAGGUGAACCAGCAGUGAGAAAUUAUUUUGCUAGAAUUUAAACUUAGUGGAGGGGUGGUGGGUUAGAGUGAAUAUAAAUGAUGCAAACUGUGUUUAUGAUCCUGACCAGCUUUCCCCCUGCAGGGCUGGGAGAAGGGGGAUGUAAUUCCACACUGCUGAGUCAGAGCCCAGUCUGUGUCCACUGAAACCAGCAGGACUUUGGUCACCAGUUUCAGGGGGAGCAGGAGUGAGGCUUGAAUCCCCUGUGUAACCAUGUGUGUAACUGGUUUUUCAGUAUCCCAAGUUCAAAAGGUAGAAUUGCAAGCUGAUGCUGAGAUUCAGCAAAAUCAAGCACAAGUGUAACUCCUAAGAAUCUGAGGAUGGGCACCCUUAGGCACACACCAGAUUUUUCUCAGUGAAAGCUAAGUGUGCCACCGUUUGUUUUUUUUUUCCCAACAGAUAUUUAACUAUUUUUCCUGUAAAUGAAGUUCGAAAGAAUCAGCUCAGGAUGGACCCCUGAUUUUUUUCAGCUACCAAAAAAAAUUGCAAUGUUAGUUUCAAGCCUCUUCUGCUUCAUUUUUCUUAUGAUCUAAAAUUGCUACUAGACACCUCUGAAAGUAACAUGUUGUUCUUUUUUGUCCUCUUUCAGGCAAACUGUGGCUGAGUAUGAUUAGGCUAAUUUGCUUGAAUAUCAGUUAAACUCUUUCAGUGGCAUUGCAGUUAAAACAAGGUACUUGCUUAAUAGUGACAUUUCCAGUUACUGACUUUUUUAUUCCAUCUAAUAAAACUAUAAAUUUCUUUCUUACCAGUAUAAAAUGGUUAUUGCACUUAAACCUGGUUUUAAAAAUCAGAAAAACAUAAAGCCUUGCUAAGUACCCUUUAUAUAUGUUAAAAAGAAUCUGUGUGUAUAAAAUAUGAACGUGUUUUUGUAGAAUGGUUCCUGAGUUUUCCUGGUGAUUCCUCUGCACCACAGCCUGAAAGUUGAGUUAUAGCCUUUUAAAAUUCAGUGUGCUUUCUGAAGGAAGGUGGCAACCAGCUCAGCUGGGUCACAGCCAUCUCACUUCCAGCUGGGAUUCUGCUCUGUGCUAUGAUGAUAAAUUCUACACACUUUAAAUCAAAACCUUGUGCAACAUCUUUGAAGAAACCCUAACCUUUUUCCUAGUGUACUAGGUAUUAUAAAGAAUCCAUAAAAUGUCUUUGGUCUAAGUAGCCUCCUAAGAUUUUCUUCAGUUGCUUUGGUUUUGAGGGGGUAUUUAAAGUUUUGUUUUCCACUUUGAGAGUGUUCUGUGUGAUUUUUUUUUUUUUUUUUUUUUUUUUUACAUUUGGUUCCUGUUGUUUAGUAAAGGAAUUCAGGAUCUCUAAAAUUUAAAUACGAGAUGUUUAUAUAGCAGUUCUGGUUUUCUAUUAGCUUUUAUACAGUAUCUUAAAAAGCCCUUGAUAGAAGUGUUUAUUUUGGAGGAUACGGAAUAAAUAUGCUUCCACUUAUAUAACUUUAAUAUAUGUCUUAAAAUUUAAAUUAUGGGAAAAAAUGUUAGUUGCUUGUUUAUAAAUAAAGGUCUUUAGAAGAGUGUCUAGUUUGGCCACAGCCAAAAUAAAAGGCAAAUUUAUUGAUACAAAAGCCUGUUUUCAUCAUAUUUUGUUUAAUUUUAUAGCUGUGUAUUGAAGUGACAAAAAGUUUGAGGUCUUGUUAAAUAUAAAAAAGUGUUUUGCUUUUUUUUCUAAAAUUUGUGACAGGAACGUGCAGAUGUUUUAAUAUAUAGAUUAGAAUCUAUAAUUCUGUCCUUUUUUGCUAUUUUUAUAACCUAUCAGAUAAAUCUCAGAGAACUAUCCUGCUUCAGUGGGAGUGGAAACUAGUGUUGCAUUUCAGGGGAGCAGUGUUGAGCCAUGAAAUGUAUUUUGGUUUGGGACUUUUGUUUCCUUUCAGGCACUGUGUUGGCAAAGCUUCUAAGCCUAUCUUAAGUCCAUUAAGAUCGGUCUUUUUUUUUUUUUUUUUUUUUGUUAAUUGUUCUGUGCAAGUUCUUUGCUAAAUUGGGACCAUGACCAACCUUGAAAGUGAGCAAUGGCAGCAAAGCACAUGAGCCAGUAACAGAACUGUCUCUAGUUGUGGGUUAUUGGUGAGGCAGAGCGAAACACCCCGUGGCAGGUGAUGGAGGAGAUAACCUGGUGAAGAGGGUGAGCCCAGAGUUUCAAAAGUGAGAUGCUGCAUUAUCUGUGACCCCAAACAGCUAUAAGAGGCUUGGCCUGCAUUUCCUGUUCAGACAGGGACAUCCAGGAGGUUUUUUGCCUGAUGUUGUUUGUUUUCCCCCAAGUGGGACACGUGGGUUUGCUCCAAAGCUCUGCAUGGUUCUCUGUUGCUGUUCCAAGCUUCCAGUGUUAAAAAGAGUUCCUCCCAUGGGAUAAGGACAGACUAUGCCUAAUUUCUUGGCUCUAACAGUGAGGGUGCAAAUAUCUGGCAUGAGCCUGUAAUCUGGCAUGUGCCUAUACUGUUCUGUAAAAUUGUUUACAUUUUCCUACCAGAAGAUUUAGAUAAAAAUCAAAACAAGCUUAGGGGGUUGUUUUUUGUUGGAGGUUUUUUUUUUUUGUCUGUUUGUUUUGGUUGGGAGGUUUUUUAGUGUUGCUGUUAUUGAAACAGUGUUAAAAUAUUUUUUUCUGUUGUUGCUGAACACAGCCUGAUAGUAUUUUUAAUGUUAUUGAUUCUUUUUUAUUUAAAAUGACUUGUGAAAAACUGUACUGUAACUGCUCUAUGAAAAGGGACACUGUCAAGAGAAAGGCUGGAUACAGAAAAUGAACAUACCUAUAUUAGAAAUACUUUAUAUUAAUAAAUAAUAUUGAAGAAUUUAAAAACAAGUUGAGUCAUAACACUUGAGCUGCUUGGGCAUGAAAAUCCUAUUAUGGGCAGCCUCAGUUGUUGUGAGGAUGUCUGAAAAAUAUAACUGAAUUCUAUGGGUUGAGCUGAUUUUUCAUGUUGCUUUUUCUCUCACUAUUCCAGAAUAAAGGACUCAACCUGUUUUUUUCCCCUUUUCCAGUCUCUCAGUGGUACACAUUACCUUUUAAAGACACAAGCUUCCCACUAUUGCAGCAGCUUUUAAUUCAAAAAUGUACAGAAAACCAGAACAAACCCUCUUCUGCAGCAUUAAGUGCAAAAUACACAUAAAGUACAUAUUUUAAGGCUUAUUCUUGACAGUGUCCCUUUUAAAAAAGCAGGAAAAUGGGAUCACUUUAAGUGCUUGGGUACAGGGGAAUAGUUUCCUACUAAAAAUUGGAAUGAUCCAAUAUAUUUUCUAGAGAGUUUUCCAGUUAGUUACACAAAAUCACUUGUCAUUUUAAAGGAUUAUAGAAGUAAGACAAGCAACUCUGGGUUUAUAAUCCUGUAUACCUUAUACAUUCUAUAUCUGUUCAAUACACCAGGAUGGGUUUUUACUUUUUUUAGGACUGAGACUUAUAGCUUAAGGCAACUUUUUCUUUAAUGUAAUGUAAAUCCAUUGCUGCUUUGUACAACUUUUUCUACUGUGUGUUUUCUUUACUUAGAUCUUGACUAAGAAAUGUUGACGUCCAAAUAAACUUACACUUUGUUUCUUUUGA